GAUGCAGGGAUGCUGUUACCAUAGUAACUGCUGAGUCAUUCACUCCAUGUCUGCCUGUCAUGGAGCUUUGAUGUACCUCCCUGGACAGAUCCCUGUGCUACUUGCCACAGGAGCCUGCGCAUGAGGACUUGCAUCGCCACAGGUGGCCGAGCAUCUUUGGAGGGGGGCGUGCUAGCUAGCUUAGUGAGCUAGCCUAAUGGGUAACGCGCCCAUCGCGGUGAAGCAUUGCCUGAACUAUGGGGCUCUCAUGGGGGAUUCUCCCUGGAUGCCAUGGCUACUGCAGGAAAAGAAGGGGCCUGACAUACACAAGUUUCCAGACUUUGUCAAAAUUGUGGAGGUCGGGCCAAGAGAUGGACUUCAGAACGAGAAGGAAAUGGUGCCGACAGAGGUCAAAAUCCAGCUAAUAGACAUGCUCUCCCAGACGGGCUUGUCUGUGAUCGAGGCCACUAGCUUUGUGUCCUCAAAGUGGGUCGCUCAGAUGGCAGACCACACUGAAGUGCUGAGAGGGAUUAACAAGUUGCCUCAUGUCAGAUACCCGGUCCUGACGCCCAACCUGCAAGGCUUCCAGGCAGCCGUCGAAGCAGGCGCGAGCGAAGUGGCUGUGUUUGGUUCUGCUUCUGAAACGUUCAGUAAGAGGAACAUCAAUUGCUCCAUUGAGGAGAGCAUGCGGAGGUUUGAGCAGGUCAUCACCGCGGCCAAACAGGCAGGCAUACCUGUGCGGGGCUACGUUUCCUGCACUCUUGGCUGUCCGUAUGAAGGAGACAUACAACCGGCCCAAGUAAAAAAGGUGGUGAAGCGGCUGUUGGAGCUGGGCUGCUAUGAAGUGUCUCUGGGGGACACGACUGGCGCAGGCACGGCCGGCUCCAUGGCCGCAAUGCUACGCGCCGUGACCACAGAGGUGCCUGUCCACGCUCUGGCCGUCCACUGCCACGACACUUACGGCCAGGCCCUGGCCAACAUCCUGACCGCACUGCAGAUGGGGGUUUCUGUGGUGGAUUCCUCAGUUGCAGGCCUUGGAGGAUGCCCAUAUGCCAAGGGGGCAGGUGGUAAUGUUUCAACAGAGGACGUUGUGUAUAUGCUGCACGGACUGGGUAUCGAAACAGGAGUGGAUCUGUCCAAAGUCAUAGAGGCAGGAGAAUUCAUCUGCCAAGCUUUAAACCGACCCACCAGCUCCAAAGUUGCCCAGGCUACUAACAAGUCUAAGCCAUCGCUCAGCAGGUCGGACUGAAAGUACGAUAUAUACUUCAGCUGGAUCUUAUACGACCUCUAAGAAGACGUACAUACAAGUUUCAGCUGUAGAGGAGAGCAGGGCACAUCCUAACCCCUUUAAAAGAUGGUUCUUCAAGUUCUUUAGUAAAGGCAAUGGUUCUAUUUAGAAUCAUGAGUUCUAUUUGGAAACAUCUGCAUGCUUAAGUGCUUCUUUGCAUGGUGAAAUGGUUUAGUACUAUAUAUAGCAUCAAAAAGGGUUCUGCUAUUGCUAUGAUGGCAAGCGUGCAGCAAUAGAAGAUCCCUUUUUGGUAUAAUAUAGCACCAUUUUCCAAAAAAGUUCGAAACAGAACCAUAUACAACACAUUCUCUAUCAAUCUGAAGAACCAUUUCAAUAUGCAAAGAACCAUGGAAGCAUGCAAAUGCUUCUGUAUAGAACUCAUGGUUCUAAAGAGAACCAUUGCCUUUACUAAAGAACCCUUGAAAAAUAUUUUUAAAGUAUGUAUAACAGUUUUUUUAUGUAGGGAGACAGUUCAAAAACAUGAUUUUGGUCAUCAUCUUGUAUUUUCAUAAUAAUAUUAUCUAGGAAUUUUCACAGCGAUCUGACAUUUUUCCAGAAUCACCCUGAAUAGACCCUGAAAACGUUUUGAUAACACUUCCUGUACAUUCAUCAAGCUUUAUAAGUGUGUUUGUAAUGCAUUAUGUGGCUUAUGUAACACCUCAUAAUACCUAUCAUAAGCUUGUAUAUCCUAUAUAUAGUGUAUAUUUACAUGCAUAACACUUUAUCAAUCAAGAGUAUAUGAGCUCAUAAAGUCAGAUUACAUAAUGCCCAGAAAAUAUAUCAGAAUCUUGUUAUAUUGAGUUAUAACAUUCAUGUUUACAGUGGUCUUAUAAGCAGAUAUAAUUGUGUGUUAGAAUACCUAACAUUAUACAGUUCUGUUCAACUUGCUUCUUAAAAUGUUAGGCAUGUAAUUAAUACUUCCUACUUCCUACUAUGCAUAUACAUUAAUUACUUAUAAGCAGUGAUACAGGCUUAAGUCAGGCAUUAUAAGGUUUUCUGCAUGCCAUAUAACACCUUAUGGAUGCAUUUAUAAAUAAUUUUGAAUACAGGAUUUAUAGGAACUGCUACCAAAUGUUUUGUACCAUAAAAAUAAUGUUUUGUAUUUGAGUUAUGUGAACAAGUCAAAGAAUUAAUUCCAAUAUCAGUUCAAUCUCCCUCUUGGUGGUAUAUUAUAGCGCCAUUAAAGCAUUUAAAUAACAGAUAAUAAUGGAAAAAUGAGAAUUCCAAUUCCAACUUCUGCAUAAUUAAGUGGUUAAGAUGUAAACAAAGUCAUCCAGAGUUUGAUGUGAAAAGCUUUCUUGUAGAUAAACUAUAUAAACAUAUGAACAUAAUUUUAUGUCUGAACAUAUAAUUGGCUAAAUGAUGAUGUCUUAUUGGUCAGAAAUGCUGUUGGUGGUUAAAUGAUAUUGACAUAUUAACAAAUAUCUGAUAAGCUGACAGGCUUGAUGCUGACUGAUGGAGAGGAGCCAAAUCAGACCAGUAACCAGCAGGAUCUAAUGCUUAACAGUGUAGAUGAAUGUAGGCUCACUAUUUGGCAAGCAACAGGCCACAGCUGCACUGUUUAUUCAUAUAUUAUAACUGCUUAUUAUUUAUUUUAAGAUGUGUAAAACUUAAUUAACCUCUUAAAUGGCCAGGGUCCACCGGCAGGCCCAAAGUUUUAUUACACACUUCUAUAAUCUACGAAUACACACUUAAAAUGCUUAGUUCUUCAAGGGUUCUUUAGCAAAGAACAUGGUUUGAUGUAGAAGUAUGAAUACUCACAGAACCAUUUGCAUGAUUAAAAUGGUUCUUCAGACUGAUGGAGAACGUACUGAAGAUGGCUUUUGAAAAGGGUUCUAUAUAGCAUCACAAAGGGUUCUCACAUUGUUAUAAUAUCAAGCUCAUAACAAAAGUAGAACCCUUUUUGGUGCCUUACAGACCCCUUCACCAUGCAGAGACCCAUUUAUUCAUGCAAAUGGUUCUUUAUGUGUUCAUAAUUCUAUAUAGAACCAUUUUCUUUCCUGAAGAACCCUUGAAGAACCAUCAAUAUAGCCCAAAAAGUUUGCAUUAAAGACCCUGUAGUUAGUAAAAAUAAGCCUUAGUAUGUAACAAGCCUGGGAUAUUAACAAAUAAAAACAAUUAAUAAAAUUAUUUAAACCAUUCAGAAACACUUUAUUAUAUCAUGAAGUGUUCCCCGAGUCCAAACUUUUGAAGCAUCUGAAUGGUGUCAAUGCCUUUAAAAUAUACUCACAAAAAAGUAUUACAGGAAACGAUUAUAAAUACACUGCCUGAUGUCUGAGACAUUGUUUUGCGACAUUUUGAGAAGCUUUUGGCUUAAAAUGUCUUUUUACCACUCUGUUCGUGGUGGAGAGGCACAUGCAGAACACUGUAUAGCAAAAUAGUCCCAGAAGAAAACAUAUAUUUUUAGAUAUAUCACUAUUUUACCAUCACCAACAUUCCAUACAAAACCCAGAAGAUGUGUAUAGGUUGACUGGUGGUUCUGGAUGUUAAAUAAAAUAUAUAUUUAUAUAUUUAUAUAUUUAUGUUAUAUGUCUUAUAUGUUUAUGUCUAUAUUUGUGAUGUAGUCAUGGCAACCCCUGGUUCCUAUCACCACCACUGUAAAUAAAUCUACAAUCAACUCUACAAUCUCUACAAAUCAACCGCUUCACACUUCAAACCAAUCUGAAUGAGUUUGUUUCCAUUUUGAAAAAUCUUUGGAAUUCCUCUUUUAGUCAUUGUUACUACAGAGUCCCCCAAAACAAAAUGAGAAGAGUCCAUAAACCACUAUAGGUGUAGGUUGCUGGUAUAAAACAUUCUUAAUCUUGCUGAUACUUUUAAAAUAAUUGAGCAAAGACCAAAAUGUGUUAGGUUGUGCCCCGUUCUACUCUACUGGACUCAUAAAGGGAAUAUCUUUCAUCAUAUUCCAGCCCAGAUGCCAACGCAAACGCCAGCUAAGGUGCCAGCUUAGAGUGUUGUGUACCGAGUCACUGCAUAUGGGUUUGAAUAUCUGCUCUGUGUAUAGAAACCAAGAUUGAGGACACCCUGCUUGGAAAAGUUAAUCUUGGUUCAGUGGGGGUCUUCCCCAGUUCAUUUCCUGCCCAAUGUGGUUGCAAUUAGA
This is a messenger RNA of Pygocentrus nattereri (red-bellied piranha), 4364 nucleotides long. RefSeq names its product 3-hydroxymethyl-3-methylglutaryl-CoA lyase-like 1 (gene hmgcll1). The transcript is spliced from 9 exons. Gene Ontology annotation, biological process: L-leucine catabolic process; ketone body biosynthetic process. NCBI's taxonomy places the organism in Eukaryota, Metazoa, Chordata, Actinopteri, Characiformes, Serrasalmidae. Bases 197 to 1228 code for a protein of 343 amino acids. Gene Ontology annotation, molecular function: hydroxymethylglutaryl-CoA lyase activity. The record is from RefSeq and is a predicted model, not a curated record.